ACCUUUUGAAAUGACCAUUCGAUUUAAGAAGUCAUUAGUACUAAGGUGCAGUCAAAAUUUGAACUGUCCACUGUCCAGUGCUAUUUCAGAAGUGAACGUGUAGAGACGCGAGUGAAAUGUCUAGUUUUAUUCUAAAAACUUUCUCGUUUAUUGUAUUCUCUUAUUAUGUGGAUACGGCGAAUAUACUCGGCUUGUUUCCGCACACAGUGAGAAGCCACCACAUGGUUUUCGAACCAUUUCUAAGGCGUCUUGCGGAAAGAGGCCACAAUUUGACGGUAGCAUCAUUUUUCCCUAUGCAAGAUCCACCGCCCAAUAUCCAUGAAAUCAGCUUCCAAGGAAUAUACGAGAUAAGGCUCGAGUCCAUUGACAUAAACGACUUUGAAAACGAGAAUAUCCUGUAUAAAGUUCCAAUAUUAGGAUGUGUUGCAAAACAAAUACUGCCACUGCAACCCUUCGCGAAUGCAGCGUCAAAAAUUUGUGAACGUUUAAUAGAUCUUCAACCGCUAACCGAAGCUUUGAAAGGUCAUUACGACCUGGUUAUAGUGGAGAAUUUCAUGGGCGAUUGUGUGCUGGGAUUAGCUUAUGCACACGGGAUAAAGGCGCCUAUAGUUGCUUUAGUGUCCGGACCACGUAUGCCAUGGACGAUGGAACGAGUCGGUGCUGUCGAUAACCCAUCCUACGUUCCCAUUGUUACAUCUGCUUUAACAUCGCAGAUGUCUUUUAAAGAGAGACUGGAGAAUACUUUAUCGAGCAUUGGUAUACGUGAAUGGUAUAACAGAGAGAUAUUGAUAAAAGAAAGAAGGAUUUUGGAGAAGAAAUUCGGUAAUAUUCCGGACUUGCGUGAGCUUGGCAAGAAUAUGUCUGUGAUGUUAAUAAACUCGUUUCAUGUGCUGAGUGGGGCCAUGCCUUUAGUUCCUGGGCUGGUGGAAAUUGGAGGGAUGCAUUUAAAAACCGAGAGGAAACCUAUACCGAAAUACAUCGAGAGGUUCCUGAACGAGUCGGAGCAUGGCGUAGUGGUAUUCAGCCUCGGGUCUCACAUAAAGACCAUGUCCCUCCCAAAGUACAAGGAGGAGAUCUUAAUCAAUGCCCUCUCCAAGCUGAAACAGAGAGUCAUUUGGAAGUACGAAGCAAGCGGGGAGCAGGGCAACUUAAUUGGGAACAUCCUGAAGGUCAGAUGGCUACCGCAAUAUGAAUUGAUACAACACAAGAAGGUUGUCGCCUACAUCUGCCACGGAGGGAUGUUGGGCAUGACGGAAGCGGUGUCGGAGGGCAAGCCGAUGGUGGUGAUACCGUUCUUUGCUGACCAACACCUCAACGCUGCCGCCGCGGCUGAAGCUGGGAUAGCAUCAGUGGUGUCAUAUACUGAUUUGACGGAGGACUCUUUGACUACAGCAUUGGACGUCGUGCUGGGCGAGAAAAUGGUAGCAAAAGCCCGCCAAGUGUCGAAGAUGUGGCACGACAGAGAAUCAUCUCCCCUUGACACAGCUAUCUUCUACGCAGAAAGAACGAUACGAUGGGGCCACGAUGCGAAACUUUACUCUACGGCAAGGGACCUACCUUUCUACAAGCUAGCCCUAAUAGACGUUGCGCUAGCAAUCAUAUUCGCCGUUGUCGUAUUUUUAGCAAUCAUAAUCUAUCUAUUAUUGAAGGUAUUAAAACUAGUAAUAAGAGAACCGAAAGUGAAAGUAAAUUAAAUUGAGGCCACAUAGGAAAUUCGCAUAGCCUUAAGCAUAAGUUUUGAUAAAAGUAUGUACUAGAACUAGAUUAAGUCACGAAUCUCGUCUAAUAAUAAAUUUGAAGGAAAGGUCACAGAUAAAGGCUGCCGAUUGCCGAAGACAGUUUGCAAUACUUAUUCGCCAUUGAAAUCUUUGUGUAAUUGAAUUUAAUAGAUAAUAAUUACAUGUCGUGCAGGUGUCGGUGCACUUCUUUUUAUCAAGGAAAUUUCCUUGACUUUAGAUAUAACGUAGUUAGUAGCUAUUUAACAGAAACUUCGGCCGGAGUUAGGAAGUUAGCGAUGUCAGCCCCCGUGCCUUGGAGAGCACGUAAAGCUGUCGGUCCCGGUUAUUAUAACUUCAUUGUAGUAAU
Pararge aegeria (speckled wood butterfly) is the source of this 2085-nucleotide messenger RNA. RefSeq names its product UDP-glycosyltransferase UGT5-like. The coding region runs from base 117 to 1694 and encodes 525 amino acids. Gene Ontology annotation, molecular function: UDP-glycosyltransferase activity. NCBI's taxonomy places the organism in Eukaryota, Metazoa, Arthropoda, Insecta, Lepidoptera, Nymphalidae. The record is from RefSeq and is a predicted model, not a curated record. The transcript has 4 exons.